AUGCUGGAUACGCGAGCACUGAUAACACAUCGGCAAUACGUGUGCUUCUGCAACUACACCGUCUUUUCGUCCCUGCUUAUCGCCCUCACUAUCGUGGCCAUGGGCGUCCUCAGUUACCUGAUCGUGCCUAAGCGACCCAAGCCAAUCUACCUCGUCGUGAACUUCACCGACGAAGAGUUUGAGAACUCGUCGGCGUCUUCUUCGGCGUCGAAGAGAGCAGCAUUCGUCGACGUGGGGGAUGCGGAUCGCGACCUCUGUUCGUCGCUGCAGUGUGACCGCGAGGCCGAACGCAUCUUAGACAGUGUCAACGCCUCCGUGGACCCGUGCAACGACUUUUACGCUUACGUCUGCAUGGCCUGGAUGCGAAAGCACGAACCAGGCAGCAGCCAGGACAGAACGUCCAUGGACUACGAUAUUCUAGACGCUUACUCGCGUUUUCUGAUCAGCGUUCUCGGCUGGAAGAACAGCGAAUUGCCGGCUGCCAAGUUAUUGUUCGACACUUGUCUCGCGCCGCCUGUAGGCCUCUUCGUUGAUCUCACCACCAUGCUGUUCUACGCGGUUGGAUUGCAGCGUUGGCCCUACUUGACCUCGGACCACAUACUAUCAAACGACGUCUCCGUCAGCGUUGGCAGCCUGCACAGGGUGCUCGGUGAGGACAGCCUCUUCCAUCUGGCCAUCGAUGAACCACCAAACUUGCCGAGGCAUCCAGCCAUUUCCAUCUCCGAGCCCAGAUUGCUCGUCGGCCACGUCGAGGGUGGUCUGCCGCAUGCCGAGUUCAUGUUUCUGACGAAGGCGCACAGCGUGCUGAUGAAUCACCUCCACAAGCCCUUGACCACCAAUGUGGCCACUGUAGAGAUGGAGCUGGCGAGACGUACCACGGCCAAGCGAGCCGCCGACUGCACUCAUCCGCUGAGCGAGUGUACGACGACGCACAUCGACAACCUGCCAGCAUCUCGUGUGCUGGUCUGGUCCCUGCUCCUCCAGGAAGCCUUCAGCGAAAAGAUGGUCACGCUCAACGAACUGGUCGAGACGCCCAACUUUGAGUACCUGGCCAGCUUCAGCGACAAGGUCGACCAGUUGCUUAAGAAGGCCGACAUACUCAACUACCUGGCGUUCCGCAUCGGCUUGGCGCUGUCCCCACUCAUCGGCAACGACGCGGUGCGACACCAUCUGGCCUCCAUUGCAUAUGGCCGAAAUCCUCGUUUUCCGGAACCUCUAUCAGUAGCUCAAUAUUGCCUCCGACUCUUGGACCGCUUCGAGCCAGAGCUCGUGACGCUUCUCGCGUACGACCGUUCCGUAGUCAAGCUGAGUUGGAAGGUGCUCCAAUUUCUCGUUAUGGAUCAUCUCAACUCUACGCUGUUCACGUUCCUGGGUGGAGACUUCCGCCGGCGCUUCUCGCCGGAGUUCGCGGAUCACGCCGCGCGACGGCUAGCCACCGUCAAGUGGGAACCGUUGAUGCCCCUGCGCUUCUUCAACAAGACGUUCAGGGACAAGUACUUCAACGGCUUCACGAAAGAGAACUCGAGCAAGUCUCUGUCUUCUUUCGUCCUAUUCUGGCUUCAACGAGCCGUGAAGCGCCGGCGCGGUCCCAUCGAGACAGGCGAUAGUGAAGACCUCAGGAGUGGAUGGGCGCACGGCUUUCUUCGCACGUGGCCCGCCUUCGGUCGCUCCUUCAGACACCUCGAGAUACCACUGCCGGUCUUCGACCCCGCCAUGUCGAACGAUCCGAAGUUGCACGCUUUUCACGUGGCGAGGGCCGGCACUCGCAUCUACCGGGUCCUGUUGGGAUACGUAUACUCGAUGGCGUACGCAUUCUUCUACAAUACCAGCACAUCUGAUCCUGCGUCCGUGUUCGAAGACCUUCGCAACUGCCUGCGGCAGAGCUACGCCGAGCUUACGGCGUCCUCUGUUGGCUACGGCGUGACUCCGUCUCUAGCUCACACGGAGAAGACGUCGGCAUCGGACAUGCUGGACUUCCUGGCGGCCAAAGUGGCCUUCACGGCUUUCGACAGUUGGACACGAAAGGAAGCCCUCAACUUCUACUUCGCCAAAGCUCCACAAUUUGAUCAGAGGCAGUUGUUCUUCAUAUACUACGCACUCGCCUUUUGCGAGAACGUAAAUCAGACAGCAACGCCAGCAGGAGACGACACGUCUAGCCCUGGUCGGGACCGCGUUAACGGUCCCCUGCGCCACAUGAAGGAAUUCGCAGACGCAUUUCACUGCGCCGAGGGCUCAUUCAUGAAUCCACCGAAGAAGUGCGGGGUAUAA
Rhipicephalus microplus (southern cattle tick) is the source of this 2268-nucleotide messenger RNA. RefSeq names its product neprilysin. Lineage: Eukaryota; Metazoa; Arthropoda; Arachnida; Ixodida; Ixodidae. Gene Ontology annotation, biological process: protein processing. Gene Ontology annotation, cellular component: plasma membrane. The record is from RefSeq and is a predicted model, not a curated record. Gene Ontology annotation, molecular function: metalloendopeptidase activity.